Molecule: messenger RNA, 2017 nt
Organism: Bactrocera oleae (olive fruit fly)
Lineage: Eukaryota; Metazoa; Arthropoda; Insecta; Diptera; Tephritidae
Product: lipopolysaccharide-induced tumor necrosis factor-alpha factor
Molecular function (GO): zinc ion binding
Source: RefSeq, a predicted model, not a curated record
AUCGCUUUCAAUGGAGGUUUCCACAAUAAAAUAUUAAAGAAUUCCAAAUAAUUAAAUGCUUUUCAAAAAUCAAUAUGCUUUACUUGCUCAUGGCUUCAUUAUGUUUCAGAAUUUUUUUCUCUUAACACAGUUAUUUGAGUGGAUUUAGUCGGACUUGCACCAAGGUGGUCUUAUAAUUCCAGUAUACAACGAGCAAAAAAUAAACGAAGAAUAAGUCCCGUAGCAACUAAGCUUCACAUGCAAAUCACAUAAUGCAAAAAGCUCGCCCACGAAUUAAUAAAUAAAUAUUAAUAUUAUAUAUACAACAAAAUAGUUGGCAACGCUGCGUCACGGUCUUCUGAUUGCUAGAAUCAACGAGAGCCUUCGUAAAAACGUAGUGAUAAGCAUUGUGCAAGCUUAUGAAUCACUCGUCAACGAAGCAAACAGCUGCUAAGCGAAGCCGAGCAACAGUCAAGCGUUGGCAACGAACAGGAACACACGCGAAGUUGAAAGAAACUUCAACCGAAAAACAGCAACAAUUUUGGUAAAUAUAGAAACUGUGCAAACAAACAACGUGCGGUGCAGGUGAUUUCACAACAAAAAAUCAGAAAACCAAAAGCAAUAACAAACCCAUUGACAUUUGGUGUACGUGUCAAAAAAUAAAGCAGAAGUUUUUUUGUGUAUACUCAUUUACAAACAGAGUAAAAACCAAACAAGUGUUGAAGUUCAAGAAUUCGUCAGCAAUUAAGUAAUUAAAACAUAUCAAAAACAACUACAACAAAAAGCUAAUUGAACACAACAUCAUUGCGAUGGAAAAAUCAGGUCCACCCGUCAACUAUCCGCGUAUGCCCGCCGAAAUGCAGGAGGCUACACACAGCGGCUACAUCGAUCAGCCACCAGCCGCACCGCCAUCCUACGACCAGGCGAUGCACACCGCUCCCUAUCCACCGGUGCAGGUGUUGCCCACACCGAGUAGCACUUCCGACGCCGCCAACCGUCCGUCCACACAGCAACAACAACCAGCACAAACACGCAUGAAUAAAACAACAACAAGUGCUGGUGGUAUUGGCGCUGGCGCACAGCACACCUAUGGCGGCAGCACACAGUACGGCGCCACCAGCGUGGGCGGCGCUGGUGGGGGCGGCGGUGUACCGCCACCACAUCACGCUUACAUGCCCAGCGCGUCAGCCGCGACGCAGCCGAUGGUACAACAACCUGUUGUAAUCAUACAACAACAAGCGAUUUUGCCCUUGGGGCCGGAGCCAACAUUUAUCACAUGUCCAGGCUGUCACGUUACAAAGCUGACACGCAUCGGCUAUGAACCGAAUGCUAGGACACAUUUAAUGGCGGCGAUACUGUGCAUUGUGGGCUUAUGGUGUUGCGUCUGUUUACCCUACUGUGCGGAGAGUUGCAUGAGCACAAACCAUUACUGUGGUAAUUGCAAUAAAUAUCUAGGCACCUACAAUGGCGGCGGGUUCUGAUGGGCUGGAGUUAUAAGCAUGCAGACACACAUAUGUAUAUGUUGACCUUCGACACUCGCCACGAAGUUUUUAAAACACUUUUAUUGUAUACAAAUAUAUAUAUAUAUAUAUAUAUAUGUGUAGUAUAAUAUUAUUAUAUUAAUUUAUUGUUAAACGAUGAAACUUUAAUUUACUUAAAUAGUGAAAAAUUAAAACAACAAUGUAUAUAAAAAGUUAACUGAACGAUUAUUUAUUAAGUGAUCAACAUAUGAUACAUAUAUAAGCUUCAUAUAUAUUUUAAAGCAUUAUAUACUAAAAAUGCGUAUAUGCAAAUAUUAUUUGAAAUAUUAGGCGGAUAAUUUAAAGCGAAAUGUUAUUUAUUUAUGUGUUUAAACAUUUGACUUGAAAUAUAAGUAUAAUUAAAAUGUUUGUUGCCAUGCUUAACAAUUAUUUCGCUGUCCAGAUUUCAUGACUUUAAAGAGUGAAUCAGAAAUACUUAGCCACUAAAUAAAAAACAGAGCUUUAUUUUUACCAUGGUAAUCAUUACUAAUGAUUAAUCUGUACUAAAAACAACGAAA